AGUCAUGGAGAGGAACUGCGCUCUCAUUCAGGAGUUGGAGCAGGACUUGGCCCGGUUCAGCCUGGCUCUGGACCAGAUCAACAGGGAGCCGGAUUCUGCGGUACUAAACCAAAGUUAGCACAUAAAUCCAUCAUGUCUCACCACGCUGACACUCCUGCAUGCUGUUCUUCAGGCCUUCUAUUCGUACCCUGAGCAGCUAGACGUGGACAGGUAUGGAGAAUAUGCUUCGUCAUCCAGCGGUUCAUGACGGAGCUUUUUUCAAAACCUGUCCUUUGCAGAGUGGUGGAUGUUCUGGAGCAGUCGGACACGAGCAGCGUGAGCCUGGACGAAGCUAAAGCCGAGCAGAUCCUCAGUCUCGCCAGCAACAUGCUGCUGCUCGUCUGCUCACAGACUCCUCUGAUCAGGAAGCUGCUGAAGAGCUAUUCCAGUGAGGUACAUCUGGAUCCGGAGACGGCUCACCCAAAACUGAUGGUCUCCCCCCGGAGGGACAGUGUGGCCUACACCGACGCCUGGCAGCCGCUCCCUGAUGUUCCCGAGCGCUUCGACGCCACGCUGAAUGUCAUCAGUCUGCAAAGCUUCAGCUUUGGCCGCCAUUACUGGGAGAUCGAUGUGACUGGGAAAACCUACUGGGAGCUUGGAGUCACCUACCCCUCCAUUCUUCGCAAAGGUGCAUCGGAGGACUGCUGGCUGGGCCGGGGGCCCGAGUCCUGGUGUGUGGAGUUCUUUGAUGGGGAGUACACAGCCUGGCACGGAGGGGUCCCUCAUCAGCUGCCGUUCACAACGGCCUUCUGUCGGAUCGGCGUGCUGUGCAGCUUCCCCGCGGGGUUGGUGACGUUUGUGGAAGUGGACAGAAUGACGCCUCUUUUCUCCUUCUGUGCAGGAACCUUCUCAGAUCGCCUUCACCUGGCGCUGUGUCCCGGUCACAACCACGACGGCAAAAACGCCAAACCCGUCGUGCUUUUCAACAGCUCGUCUCCCACCAGUGAUCUCUGAAGUGUGGAUCCACUGAAGAGCUUCACGACUUUCCUGCUGAGACCGUGACGCAAAAGCUCUGCAGCAGGGGUCCGCGGCCACGUGGGGCUCUCCUACGCCUCUUCAAAGAAAAAUAUAACAUUUAAAGCCAGUUCAAAAAUCUGACUUUAGAGUAAAACGUUUACCGUUUACAACAGAAAGACUGGAGGUCAAUCAGAAUUACGGCACACCAGAUUAUAAAGCAGAUUAUCUAUUUUGGAACACAUUUAAGGAUUUUAAGUGCUCCUUAUGGCUCUAGAACAAGUGGUGGGGUCACUUAAUUGGCUCUGAGUUCAUUUUGUUGGUUAGAUUGACACAUUUUUGAUGAGAACAAUAGUAAAAUCAACUAUUUGUUUAAAUCCCUGCUGACAGAACCCCACUUCCUUUGCUACAUUUGUUUUGAAGGGAAGUCUUGAACCUCAGACAAAAGUUAUAAACUAGUUAUUAUAUUUCAAUAAAGGCUGGAUUCUC
Oryzias latipes (Japanese medaka) is the source of this 1482-nucleotide messenger RNA. The record is from RefSeq and is a predicted model, not a curated record. Lineage: Eukaryota; Metazoa; Chordata; Actinopteri; Beloniformes; Adrianichthyidae.